This is a messenger RNA of Lates calcarifer (barramundi perch), 4642 nucleotides long. RefSeq names its product splicing factor SWAP (gene sfswap). Gene Ontology annotation, biological process: mRNA 5'-splice site recognition; RNA processing. Lineage: Eukaryota; Metazoa; Chordata; Actinopteri; Centropomidae. The transcript has 19 exons. The record is from RefSeq and is a predicted model, not a curated record. Gene Ontology annotation, molecular function: RNA binding. The coding region runs from base 1206 to 3950 and encodes 914 amino acids.
UGUGAGUGACAGUGAUAAAUACGCCGACCUCUUGGUGUUCGGCUAUGCCUGCAAACUGUUCCGAGACGACGAAAGGGCUCUUUACCACGAGCAUGGAAAACAUCUUAUCCCAUGGAUGGGGGACAAGAGCAUCCUGAUUGAUAGGUCGGUUGAACAAACUUAGACCGAAACAUUAUGCUAACCAUCUAUGCUGUCCGUUAGCCUGUUUCAAAAAUGCAAGGGACCACUUGGGAGUUUGUCUUGCAGAAGCUUGGAUAUACCUGCAACUGUCGACGAAUGUUUUAUUUCUUGCCUGCUAACUUGUCUUUGGACGUCCUGAAAUGACAACAAAUAGUAUAUGAAGUUUCUAGAAUAACAUGCGAAGAUGCAAAUCCUAGCCAGCCUUUGCUAACAUUAGCUAUGAUGCUGAUCUAUUAAUAUAAUUCUCAUUUGCCAAUUUAUAUGGCGCAACAGCCUAAAACUAAUGCACUUCAAUACAACAACAUUAAACUUUGUAACCAUUUAGAAACAACUGCAAAGAUUUUUGAGUUUCAUAAUGUUAAGACAGCAUAGGUUAGCUUUGAGGAGGGCUUUGCAUCCUGGCAUGUUGGGAGAAUUUCCUCUGGAAACUUUCACUAUAUGCACACCUUGUAGUUAAAAAAAAUAUGGCACUAAAAUGGAGUAUGACACAGAAGAUGUUUCAUUCUUUCUGUCUUUUUCUCAAAUUUAGUUCUGCCUGAAAUACCAGUGUGUACUCAAAGCAAAAGACUUGGAAUUUUAUCAUGCUGUGCUAAUAUCCACAAGGCCAGAGCAAAUUCUAACCAAGACUAAAGUUACUGCAGUUAAGGUGAUUCAAAAUAUCACAUUGUCCUUGUAAAUUUUUUGACUAACUGGUGUAAUGUUUAAAAGUGAUUUUAGGUUCUUUGGAAAAUAUUGCUGCAGGCGAUGGAGCAAUGUUUUAUUGCAACCUCCAUGCAGAACACUUAAUAAAAUACCCUAACCUCAGAAUUUGGCCAUUUGAAACACCUUGAUCUGCAGUGGCCCAACUUGUGUUUCAUUUGAACAGCUUUUGUAUGUGUGUCUUUAUCACAUAACCCAGUUUUUUCCCCAGCAAGGUAGGUUAAGGGGUCCUGCGAAACCCCGAAUGCCAACCACAGCACCCCAUUUCUUUGCCUUCAUGAAGAAACUGCAACUGAGAAGUGCCGUAGAGGGACGAACCCUGGAAAAUGUCGUCCAUUUGGGUUCUUACGGAUAGGUACGAUGGGCGCGGUCACUUACAUGACCUUUCAGAAUAUGACAGCGGGUCAUGGAAUACAUCCUACCAGCUGUCGGAGGAAGAGGCCAGGAUUGAGGCACUGUGCGAUGAGGAGAGGUACCUGGCUCUGCACACUGACCUGCUGGAAGAAGAGGCUAGACAAGAGGAGGAGUAUAAACGUCUGAGUGAGGCUCUUGCUGAUGAAGGCUCCUAUAAUGCAGUGGCCUUCAAAUACAGUGCCGACUACUAUGACCCCUCUCAGCCCACCGAGGAGGAGGAUGCUAACAAGGAACCUGAAGAGGCAGAGCCUGAGGAGAGUGAGGAACCGUUUGUUGCUCCCCAAGGGCUGGCUAUCCCUCCUGAUGUGGAACUGCCGGCAACCAUCAAGACCCAUAAUAUCAUCGAGAGGACAGCCAACUUUGUGUGUCAGCAGGGGGCUCAGUUUGAGAUAGUACUGAAAGCUAAGCAGGCUGGUAACUCCCAGUUUGACUUUCUUCGUUUUGACCAUUACCUAAACCCUUAUUACAAACACAUCUUGCGAGCCAUGAAGGAAGGUCGAUACAACCUUGUCUCCGCCAAGAAGCAAGAGCAGUCACAGGAGUCCCACUCUGAUGAUUCGGAUGAGGAUGGGGAUGGCAGCUACCUCCAUCCCAGCUUGUUUGCCCCUAAAAAGAGCUCUCGCCUGGAAGAGCUGGUGAAGCCUCUCAAAGUAAUGGACCCAGACCAUCCUUUGGCAGCACUUGUACGAAAAGCCCAACAAGAAAGAAAUGGCACUGCAGCAAUGACAGCCAAACCAGAGGAAGUGACAGAACCAGCUGCAUCCAGCGCACCAGCGCAGUAUAGUGCUGACCCAAUGUACUAUGGGUACUACAUGCUCCCUGAUGGAACGUUCUGCUUGGCCCCGCCGCCCCCAGGGAUAGAUGCAAGCUCCUACUAUAACAAUAUGCCCUCAGCUGUAAUGGCUGCUUCUGCUAAUACUUCUGGGGCUUUGCCUCAUUUGGGGACAACACCCACCCCACCUGAAACUAUUGCCAUGUCACAACCAACUACAGCCCCCUCUCAGGUCACCAGCACUGCUGCUCCAUCAACUGUACCAGAAACCAGCUCGAAAGCCGAAGCUCAAGUUUCCACAACAGCAGCACCAGCCAUCAUUCCCCCACCACCUGACAUCCAGCCAGUCAUAGACAAGCUGGCCGAGUACGUUGCAAGGAAUGGUCUGAAGUUUGAGGCCAGUGUCCGUGCCAAGAAUGAUCCCCGGUUUGACUUUCUGCAGUCUUGGCAUCAGUACAACACAUAUUACGAGUUUAAGAAAAAUUACUUCAUGCAGAAGGAAGGAAAAGGCUUGUCAGAGAGCGAGAUAGAAGAUGAGGAUAAGCUUCAGUCAGACAAGUCACUCAAGGAGUCCAGGCUGACCAAAGCCUCAUUUGCCCCCAUCUGUUUUGCCAUUAAGGCAAAGGAAAAUGACUUGCUACCACUAGAAAAGAAUAGAGUUCGACUGGAUGAUGACUCUGACGAGGACAAGUUGCUGGAGGAGGAGGGGCUGGAAGCUGUGAUGGGUGGAGCUGAGAUGGUUGACAAGGAGCCUCCUCCAGUCAGUGCACCAGAAGAGAAGAGACCCUCCCUCAGUUUGGAGGAGUUGGAGGCAAAACAAGCCAAGCAGAAACUGGAGGAUCGUCUCGCAGCUGCAGCCAGGGAGAAGCUGGCCCAGGCAUCUAAGGAGUCCAAGGAGAAACAGCUACAGGCAGAGAGGAAGAGGAAGGCAGCACUCUUCCUACAGACCCUCCGCAGCCCCUUUGCUGGAGAGCCUGAGGCCAAGAGAGUUGAGCUAGACUCAUCUGCACAGCUUGAGAUGCAAGAAGCCCUUUCUGUUCUGUCUGACCUUGCGCCUACUCAAGUGUCCUCUGCGCCACCUGCGUAUCCUCAGGAUCAAAGGCCCCCUGCGGAGAACCAAGGGGCCUAUCGCAGCAGGGAUGCCCCAUCCUGCUCGUCCUCCUCAUCCUCCCACAUUACCUCCAGAGGAGCAGACAGAGAGAGAGAGAGAGAGAGAGACAGAGACCGCGACCGAGACAGAGAUAGAGAUAGAGAUAGAGAUAGAGACAGAGACAGAGAUAGAGAUAGAGACAGAGAACGAGACAGAGACAGGGAUAGGGAUAGGGAUAGAGAUAGAGAUAGAGACAGAGACAGAGACAGGAACAAAGGGAGGGACAAAGAGAAAAAGAAGAAAAAACACAAGCGGAGGUCAAGGUCAAGGUCCAAGAGCAGACACUCCCUUCCUAGUGCCUACAGGAGAGCCCGCAGGUCCCGAUCCCGCUCACACUCCCCGGGGAGAAGGGACAGGAGGGGCAACUCAUCAGACAGGAGACGUGAAGAGAGAGAGCGGGAGCGCCAUCAUCCCAGCAGCAGCUCCGGCCUGCCCAGGGGGCAUUCACGAUCCAGGUCCCCUCCUGAAAAAAGCAGGAGCUCCUUGUCAUCCUCAGGGCAGAUGCAAACUGUGGGUUUCUCACUCUCUCCAUAUUCCUCACCUGGCAGAGUUUUGUCCCCAUCGGCUAGCCCUGCCUCCAGCCUGGCCCACUCCAGGGGUGGUUCUCAGGAGAAAGACAAGGCAGUGUCCUCAUCUAUAGUAUCCUCUGUUCAGUCCAAAAUAACUCAGGAUCUGAUGGCCAAAGUGCGAGCCAUGCUUGCCACCUCCAAGACCUUCCAACCUCCCAAUUUGUAAAGAGGGCACAGAUUUCCGUUAGCCACGACAACCUCAGCUAACCGGUGGGCGGCAUUCUCCAAUUUCCUGGAGAUUUAUCUGAUCUGGAUCUGUUUCCUGUGUUUUCUUUGAUUUAUUAUUUCAUCAUGAUUUGAGCAUCAACAGAUUCAGUAUGGCUACAGUGUGUCCUCUGUGGCAUUCUCAGAGUGAGGUAAAGGCACUAAUUAAGCUGUAAUAUCUGGUUUUACACCUGACCUGAGAAAACAUUUUAUCAGUGGGGCAAUCAUGCCAACAGUUGACAUAUUUUGUUGCAGGGAGACUGAAAUGUGGAAAUAAUCCAUAUGUUAUUUUGCAUCCUGUUUUAAGACACUCUACUUUUCUCCCGCGUGUUGACAGUCAUUCUUUGCAGCAUUACCUAAAGCUGCUGGAGGUCUGUAUUCUCUCCUUCUAUGAAGGGUAGUGUUGUUUUGAUAUUUUCAUUUCUCUCCACCUUCAUCUGCUAUCUUCCACUGUUGUUUUCCCUCUCAUUCCUCCCCCAGUUGUCUUUUCUCUUCAGCACUUCACAUUUACUUGAGAAGCUGUUUUAAUUUUCUACUCUGUCCCUCAGCUCUAGUGCGUGGCCUUCUAUUUCUGUUCCUGGUUUGUACUGUAAUGAAUUUAAUGCAGAACUACUUUCUAAUCCAAAAAGUCAAUAAAGUUUCAUUUAUGAUUUA